Molecule: messenger RNA, 380 nt
Organism: Staurois parvus
Lineage: Eukaryota; Metazoa; Chordata; Amphibia; Anura; Ranidae
Source: the annotation of a GenBank genome assembly
AUCGCCGGUCCACUGUGUCCCUCGGACACAGCGGAUCACAGAAAGAGCCGAAGGUGUCGGCUCGGCCAUGUGAUCAGCUGUGUCCAAUCACAGCUGAUCACAUGGGACAUGUACACUGAUCAUCAGGGCACUGAUGAUCAGUGUGCCCUGAUGAUCAGUGUGGCCCCAGAAGUGCCACCUGUCAGUGCUCACCAGUGCCCAUCAGUGCCACAUAUCAGUGCAUACCAGUGCACAUCAAUCCACAUAUCAGUGCCCAUCUGAGCUGCCUUUCAAUGUCACCCAUUAGUGCCAGUCAGUGCCACCUAUCAAUGCCAAUCAGUGCUGCCAAUCAGUGCUGCCUAUCAGUGCCAGUCAGUGCUGCCUAUCAGUGCCAAUCAGUG